GCAAGGAGGGCAGGGCGCAGGCCGGCGCGGGAGGCGGCGGGCGUCCCGGCAACUCCGCCGGCGCUGAGGAGCAAGUUGCGCGGGGCCGCCCGGUGGGGCGCGCGGCGGCGAGGAGGCGGCGCGGCGGCCGCGUGAGGGCAGCGGGCGCCGCCGCCUCCGCCUCUGCCACCGCCGCGGAGCCCGGCGCUUCCGCCCGCCGCUUCUCCUCAGCCUCGGGGGCGGCGGAAGCCGGAGCCGGGCGCCGGUCCGCAUCGCCUCAGCCGCGGGCCCUGCUGGCCGGGCCGCCUCCUCCCCGCGCGGGCGGGGAGCGCGCGGCCGCCUCCCCCUCCCCCUCCCCCUCUUUCUUCUCCUCCCUCGCCGCCGCCGCCGCCGCCGCCGCCGCCGCCUCAGCCUUCUCCUCAGCCGCCGCCCGCUCCCGCCCGCGCGCGGCGGGAUGGACGAUCAAUCCAGGAUGCUGCAGACUCUGGCCGGGGUGAACCUGGCCGGCCACUCGGUGCAGGGGGGCAUGGCCCUGCCGCCUCCCCCGCACGGCCACGAAGGGGCGGACGGCGACGGCAGGAAGCAGGACAUCGGCGACAUCCUUCACCAGAUCAUGACCAUCACCGACCAGAGCUUGGACGAGGCGCAAGCAAAGAAACAUGCCCUGAACUGUCAUAGAAUGAAACCCGCGCUCUUCAGCGUCCUGUGUGAGAUCAAAGAGAAAACAGGUCUCAGCAUCAGAGGAGCCCAGGAGGAGGACCCUCCCGAUCCCCAGCUAAUGAGACUGGACAAUAUGCUUUUGGCAGAAGGGGUUUCAGGUCCUGAGAAAGGUGGGGGAUCGGCGGCAGCAGCUGCAGCCGCAGCAGCCUCUGGAGGUUCUUCAGAUAACUCUAUUGAACACUCAGAUUACAGAGCCAAAUUGACCCAGAUCAGACAAAUCUAUCACACAGAACUGGAGAAAUAUGAACAGGCAUGUAAUGAAUUCACUACACAUGUGAUGAACCUUCUCCGAGAACAGAGUAGAACACGUCCCAUUUCCCCCAAAGAGAUUGAAAGAAUGGUGGGCAUCAUCCAUCGAAAAUUUAGUUCCAUUCAGAUGCAGCUCAAACAAAGCACUUGUGAAGCAGUUAUGAUUUUAAGAUCAAGGUUCCUUGAUGCCAGACGGAAAAGGCGUAACUUCAGUAAACAGGCCACAGAAAUCUUGAAUGAAUAUUUUUACUCACACCUCAGCAACCCCUACCCCAGUGAAGAAGCCAAAGAGGAGCUGGCCAAGAAAUGCAGCAUCACAGUGUCACAGGUAUCCAAUUGGUUUGGCAACAAACGAAUCAGGUACAAGAAAAAUAUCGGCAAGUUUCAGGAAGAAGCCAACCUCUAUGCUGCAAAGACCGCCGUGACAGCUGCACACGCAGUAGCAGCAGCUGUGCAGAACAACCAGACCAAUUCGCCCACCACACCAAAUUCGGGUUCUUCUGGUUCUUUUAACCUCCCAAAUUCUGGGGACAUGUUCAUGAACAUGCAGAGUCUGAAUGGGGAUUCUUACCAAGGGUCCCAAGUCGGAGCCAAUGUGCAAUCACAGGUGGAUACCCUCCGUCAUGUUAUCAAUCAGACGGGAGGCUACAGUGAUGGCCUUGGAGGAAAUUCACUGUACAGUCCACAUAAUUUAAAUGCUAAUGGAGGCUGGCAGGACGCAACAACUCCAUCUUCUGUGACUUCUCCUACAGAAGGCCCAGGAAGUGUGCACUCGGAUACCUCUAACUAAUCUCUGGCCACACUUUUCCCUGGGCUGACAUGCCUUGAUAAGUGCAUUCAGAGCAAUAGGAGGAAAAGGAAAGCGUUUUUGUAGCCCACCAUCUACAGCUUUACUGUAAAACCUUGUCUUAGAGAACUUGGUAAAUCUGUUUUUUAAGGAAUCAUAAUCAUUUGUAUUUAUACUUAAAAACACACAAUGUUAAAAAAAAAAAAAAAAAAAAGCACUUUAUCCAAUUAGGCCAAGAUUUAACAUUGUUGACAGUCCUGUAGCUAUUUUAUCAUAAUUUAUUAUCAAUAUUUUACAUUAAUGGUUUCACAGUUGCCAAUUACUUGGCCUUAAGGGUAAAAAGUACAAUAUAUGCUAAACCUCAAUCGUUAAAGCAGAUGCAAAAAUUCACCUCACCUAAAUUGAAUUUCUUGCAUAUUUCCAUUCCUGACUCGGAUUGUCUUUCUUUCAUAUCACUAAUAGAGCUGGAAUGAAGAGCUGUUUGGCUCUCUCUGUUAACGAUGGUUGUGUUUAAGAAUCUUCUCGCCACAUUUGUGUUCAGAUCUCUUACGUUAUAAUUAGAUCAGAGACUGGUAGCAUCGUUUCUCUCUCUGAAAGCACCAGUGCCCAGAGUCUGCUCGGUAAUAAAAUUAUGGAUCCAGAUUGUUCUGAGAGAUGAAGAUACUUGCUGCUGAUAGAGGUGAAAACGAGAUCGAUCCAUCUGAGGUUUUACGGUGUGCACUGGGUGCUGCACAGACUUGUCAAGGUUUGCUACGUUCUCUGGGCAUCCGCAGAAGGCCCUGCUCUCUGGAGUGUUGUAUAUAGUGUAGCAAAAGAGUAUUUAUACAUCCCACCAAUCAGAACACAGCUUUAUUACCUCAUGCGAACUCAUACAAACCAAUAGAAUUUCAACAUGUUCUGUAGCUUAGAGUGCUCACUUACUACCUCUGAACAAUACUCACGCUGUAGUUUGUCUCUUUCUUAUCUUUUUGCAUCUUGUAAUUAACUCUUUGUUUCCCUUCAUAAAAUGUAAUGUACAUUGUAAUCUUUUAAAAGAAAAAUCAGGGUUGCGUUUGCAACUUUUAAAAAACCGAAAGUGGAAACAUUGGGUCUUAAUUCAACACAGGAUCAGAAAAACUGUUGUAAAUACUGAGAAACAUUUUGAAUGUUCUUCAUCUUAUUACUAAUUCAUGCAAAAAAAAAAAAAAAGCAGCGACUAAUUGUGAUGCAUUAAGAUUUCAGUAUUCAGUACUGUAUAUUUCACCCUGUGUAAUGGGGCCCCCUCUCCUUUCUCUCUUUUUGUAUGGUAUGCGAUUCUGAAACUGAUUGAGUCAUGAAAAUAAUUUGUGGCGGUGAUCCUAAUGUAUUAAAACGUUUCGUGUUCCUUUCUAACUGGAUUACACCCUGGAUUGAAAAAGUCUUCCUUGUGGUAGUUAUAUGUAGUUUCAAACAUGAAUAAACUUUUUGCUUUCAUGAUUAAA
Saimiri boliviensis boliviensis (Bolivian squirrel monkey) is the source of this 3195-nucleotide messenger RNA. RefSeq names its product PBX homeobox 3 (gene PBX3). NCBI's taxonomy places the organism in Eukaryota, Metazoa, Chordata, Mammalia, Primates, Cebidae. Gene Ontology annotation, cellular component: nucleus. The record is from RefSeq and is a predicted model, not a curated record. Gene Ontology annotation, molecular function: DNA binding; DNA-binding transcription factor activity, RNA polymerase II-specific. Gene Ontology annotation, biological process: regulation of DNA-templated transcription.